Molecule: messenger RNA, 1047 nt
Organism: Puccinia triticina
Lineage: Eukaryota; Fungi; Basidiomycota; Pucciniomycetes; Pucciniales; Pucciniaceae
Exons: 6
Coding region: 1-1047 (348 amino acids)
Source: RefSeq, a predicted model, not a curated record
AUGGCGACGUGUACGAGACAAGGAUGCGGAAAAAAGUUCGAUCCUACCCAAAACCUGCAAGCUGAAUGUGUCUUCCACCCUGGUCAACCCGUUUUUCAUGAAGGAUUGAAGAGUUGGUCAUGCUGCAAGGAGAAGAACAAACCGGUUAUGGAGUUUGACCAAUUCAUGAAAAUAGAAGGGUGUGCAACAGGCGUUCAUUCUCUGGAGAAGCCGGUGACCCCAGCCCGGGAACCUGAAGCAGAAAAACCGGCAUCAAGCGUGGAUGCGAAUGGGACAAUGACAUAUUCAGCUGAUGUCCAAAAGAAGGAGACGUCUGCGACCAAGCACUCUCAUCAGACUACCCGCGACGUCUUCCAGCCGAUCACUGCCGAACAAGCCAUCGAAUCGCAGCCUGCUUUACCUAAACCUGAACUUCUUGAUGACCCUGAGUCGAUCGUGCUCGAAGGCAGUAGAUGUAAACGUUUGGCUUGCGGAAUCACUUGGAAUGGUCUGGGAAAUUCUAAACGAGGUGAAUUAGACAAAGAAGAAUGUACAUACCAUCCUGGUACACCGGUUUUCCACGAAGGCUCCAAGGGAUAUUCAUGCUGCAAACGGCGCGUAUUAGAUUUUGACGAUUUUCUGAAACUGAGAGGGUGUAAAAAAAGUAGUCAUUUAUUCACGGAGACGAGCUCGACGAAGACGGAUCAAGAGGAAUCGGUUGACUGUCGAUUUGACUUCUACCAAACUCCAACCUCUGUCAUCGUCAGUAUCUUUGCCAAGAAAGUUGACCAAGAGAAAAGUCUCAUCAAGUUUGAUACAUCUGGAGUCAAUAUCGAUCUAAAAUUGCCGGCAAACAAACGCUUCCAACGAACAUUCAACUUAUUCGGAUCUAUAGAUCCCGACCAAUCUACAUACAAAAUCCUCUCAACGAAAUGUGAGAUGGUUUUGAUUAAAACGGAUGGUCGGAGUUGGUCUAACUUAGAAAAGGGGGACACGUUUGUAGGCACAGUCACUUUUGGCGUCGGCGGUAGGACUGGGACUGUGGGCGCAAAACAAAUUGUUACUUGA